Molecule: messenger RNA, 1147 nt
Organism: Aspergillus steynii IBT 23096
Lineage: Eukaryota; Fungi; Ascomycota; Eurotiomycetes; Eurotiales; Aspergillaceae
Product: alkene reductase
Exons: 1
Coding region: 21-1127 (368 amino acids)
Molecular function (GO): FMN binding; oxidoreductase activity
Source: RefSeq, a predicted model, not a curated record
CACAUUCAAGUCCAUCAAAAAUGUCUAACACCAACACCGCUCUUUUCACUCCCAUCAAAAUCGGUCCUAUCAACUUCAAGCAUCGAAUUGUCUUUGCCGCUUUGACACGUGGUAGAAACGAUGAGAACCACGUCGCUACCGACCUCCAGGCGGAAUACUACGGUCAGCGUGCUACCGAUGGUGGCCUUAUGAUUGUUGAGGCCAUGAAUGUCAACCAGCAGGCCGGUAUGAGUCCUGGUACUCCUGGUAUCUUUUCCAAGGAGCACGUUGAGGGCUGGAAAAAGGUCACUGCUGCUGUCCACGCGAAGGGUGGUUAUAUCCAGAGUCAGCUUUGGCACCAGGGCCGUGCCGCUUCUUCCAAGUAUAUCAAGGAGACCCCCGUUGCUCCUUCUGCCAUUGCCAUCAAGGGCAUGGAGUUCAUGGGUGAUUAUGAGUACGAGACUCCCCGUGAGAUCACCAAGCAGGAGAUGGAGCAAUACGUCAAGGACUUCCAGCAUGCUGCCAAGUGCUCUCUUGAGGCUGGAUUCGACGGUGUUCAAUUUCAUGCUGCAAAUGGUUUCUUCUUUGACCAAUUCUUCAACUCUGCGUCCAACCAGCGUACUGAUGAGUACGGUGGAUCCCCCGAGAACCGUGCCCGAUUUUUCUUCCAGAUUCUGGACGGUUUGGUCGAGGCUGUUGGAAUUGAGCUUAUCUCUGUCCGACUCUCUCCUUGGGCUGCUUUCCUCGAUGUCGAGGAUGAUGACUCUUACGCCACUUGGGGUUACGUUGUCAAGAGGCUCCAAUCUGAAUACACCAAGCUUGCUUUCCUUGAUAUGGUCGAGCCCCGCUCAGUGUUGUACGACGACCAUUACAACUUUGAGCAAAAGGAGUCUCUUGAUCCUUUCCGUGCUAUCUGGAAGGGACCUAUUGUCACAACUGGUGGUUACACUUACGAUCCUAAGCGCGCCUUCGAUAUUGCUGAGAAGUAUCCUAACAACUUGACUGGUUUCGGUCGUCUUUUUAUUGCGAACCCCGAUCUUGUCGAACGUCUUCGCAACAACUGGCCUUUGAACAAGUAUAACCGUCCUACUUUUUACGUUGGUGGCGCCAAGGGUUACGUUGAUUACCCAUUCUACGAGACCAAAUGAACUACUCUGAUGGAUCUUUU